CACCUCUAAGCGAUGUACAAAAACAACAUUUGUUUAUAUGAUUAAUUUUUACCUUACACACUCAAACGAAUAUAAAUGUAGCCAAUAAUACGAAAACAAUAGGCAACAUUGAUAAGAUAAGAUAACUACCAACAGUCCCAAUGUCUUUCGCGUACACUUUAAUGCACAAAUAGCGCGGAGCGAACGGUUUGAAUUUGUUCAUGGAAAUAACACAAAAUAUUUGUCAGUAAACAAUGGCAACUCACGCCGAGAAGGAAUUCUACCAUUUGAACGUCAGCGUUAAUAAAGCCUUAAAUGGCCUGGAGGCGCCGCUCAAAACCAAACAUGCCCGCUCCAUUAUUAUUAUGAUCCACAAGACCAAGGAGGCAAAGUCCUUCUGGAUGAUGAUCUCACGGCAACCCUUAAUGCAGAACCGAUUCACCGCCUGGAAGUUUUCCCAUCUCCUGCACAAGGUCCUGCGAGAGGCGCAUGAAAGUGCCAUAAGGCACUCGCAGAGUCACAAGAAAAUGAUCCUCGAGGUGGGCAAGAUGUGGGGGCUGCUACAGGAUGACAUCGGAUGCUGUAUACAGGCGUACAGCAAGCUGCUGGCCACCAAGUUGAAUUUCCACGACAAGAAUCGAAUGUUUCCUGGAUCCCUGAAUAUUUCCUUCACCGAACUCUUUGUGGCUGUUGAUCGGGAUUUAAACUAUUGCUUCCAGUUAUGCGUGGAAAUUUUCGAUUACUUGGAGGAUAUCAUUGCCCUGCAACAGACCAUAUUUUCUUCAAUGGAAAAGUACCGAAUGUCCUCGAUGACACCGCAAGGACAGUGCAGGCUUGCGCCCAUAGUCUGUCUCAUUCAGGAUUCCAAUGCUCUGUACGAUAUGAGCGUCCGUCUAAUGUUCAAACUGCACGAUGGCAUACCCUAUGAUGUGGUUUCGGGCCACAGAGAUCGGUUUUAUGGUUUGUUCUUGAAGCUCAAGAGUUUCUACAACAAUGUUCGUCCGCUGCAGUACUUCAAGGAUUUAAUCACAGUUCCCGAGUUGCCGGACACAAGUCCGAACUUCAAGUCGCAAAACGAUUUCAGCAGCUAUGUACCGCCAGUUGUACACGUGCCCCAAGAACCCGAUCCGGUUGUGGAGGAUCUGGUGGACACCAACAACCACGAAGCGGAGGCGUUUAGUCAGGCCCAGCAGCAGUUGACCAUGUUGGAGGGUAUAAUAAGCGAGAAGGAGGCUGGCAUUGAGGAGCUUUCCUACAAAUUGGUGGCCUUGCAAAAGAACUAUGAUGAUCUGCAGCAGAGUUACAGGCAGGAUGUGCAGGAGUUGCAGCAGAACAACACUAUCCUGUCCAAUGAUUUGGUAUUGGCGAGGGAAAUGUGUGCCACUUUUCGGAUGCAAAACGAUGAUCUGGAGCUGCAGCUAAACCAAAAUCCAAUUUUAAUGCAGAAAGCCAUGGAGGAAGAGGAGAAGCACAAGUUAUCUUCGGAGAAAUUCAACAAACUAAAAACCCUCUACACCAAAAUUCGGGAUGAACACAUUCAGCUAUUAAGAGAGCAAAGUGAGUCUAAUAAAUCUUUAAACAAGGAGAAGCAAGUGAACUCACAGCUUUUGCUGGAAACAAAAGAACUUACCAACGAAAUUUCCAAGAUCAAAGGGAAUGUGGAGGAAAAAGAUAAGGCCAACUUGGCUCUGCAGAAACAAGUUGAAGAGCACAAGGAAAAGAUAACGCAGCUGGAAACAAUAAAAAACGAAAUCGAGGAAAAAUACGAUGAUGUUGUUAAAGAGAAACAAAUGCAGGCUCUAGACAUCACUUCCACCUCCGAGAAUUUAAGGUUGAAUUGCCUUAAAAUUGAAGACCUCAAUGGAGCCCUCAACGAAACCCAGGAAAAACUGUUGAAAGCCGAAAGCCAAAUAAAUGCAAAGAGCAGCGAAAUUGAGAAUCAUUUAAAAGCCUUUGAAGCGGAGAAGGCUUUGCUCUUGACCAAGAUUGAACAACUAAAUGCGGAGCAUAAAACCAACCAUGAAGCUCAAAGUACACAAUUGCAGGAAACUAAAAACCAUUUGGAUGAAAAAGAAAAGGAAUUCAGCGAAACAAGAGAAAAGCUAACAGCCGCCGAGAGCCUAGUGAGCUCGAAGAAUAUUGAAAUUGAAAACAAUCAAAAGGCUUUUGAAGCUGAAAAGCUUUUGCUCUUGACCAAAAUCGAGCAGUUGAAUGUGGAACAUAAAUCCCAUCAAGAGGCGCAAAAUGCUGAAUUGCAAAAAACAAUAAAUAACUUGGAGCAAAAGGAAACUGCUUUGCAGGAAUCCCAGGAAACUGUGAAACAACUUAGGCAAGACAAUUCCUUGAUGACUCAACGCAGUGAGGAUUUGCAAGGCAAACUCACUACCAUUGAGGAAAAACUCAACCAGGCAACACAACAGAUUGCUUCCGUAACAAAUUCCUAUCAAACUUGUAGCUCUGACCUUAGCGAACUCCGAAAAUUGGUCAUCAAAACGUUGAGGGAAAUCUGCAAUUCAAAGUUAAGCAGCUCGGAACAACAGCCCUUGGAUGCAGUGCCUGCCAUUAUAAGUGAAAUGGAAUCCCUGCUUAAUAAAUUCAAUAAUUCCACGGCUAUAGAGUAUGUUUCUACGACUGAAGGCAUUCACGAUGUGAUGUACUUGGGCUAUGUAUUCAUAAAGCUGUACGAUCAAUGCGAUGUUAUUUAUAAAACAACAACGGCUAUUGAGACGGGUCAAGAGAUUUUCACGAAAACUUCAUUGGUUUGCUCAGAUGUCUGCCAAUUGUUUCAAUAUUUGUUGAAUAACGAAGCAAAGGAUGGGCAACAAAUUAUAACUGAAGUGCAAGCGAAGCUAACAGAUAUCCGAAAAUUAAUUGAGAAGAUUAAGGCCACCUUCGAACAGAAGAUCGACUUGGACAAGCUACUCGAAAUAGAGCUGCGUGAGAUGGAUGCUGCCAUCGAUGAUGCAGCCAGCAAGAUAACCGACCUACUGGCCAAGGCUCGGGAGAAGGACAAUCAGACCAAUUUGGAGGUGAACGGAAAGAUUGUGGACUCGUGUACGACGUUAAUGGAAUGCGUCAAGGUUCUGAUCCAGAAAUCACGUCUUUUACAGCACGAAAUUGUGGCUUCCCAAAAAGGAAAUGCAAGUGCCAAUGAAUUCUAUAGGCGAAACAGCCAGUGGUCUGAUGGCUUGAUUUCCGCCUCAAAGAGCGUGGCCAAGGCGGCCAACUAUCUCGUCGAGGCUGCCAACAAGGCCAUCGAAAGUGAGUCUGGCAAAAACUUUGAGCUCAUUGUGGCCGCCCAGGAAAUUGCCGCCUGCACCACACAGAUGGUGAUAGCCAGCAAGGUCAAGGCCGAACGCAAUAGCCAAAAGCUGUCCGACUUGACCAAGGCCUCGCGCAGCGUUACCCAAGCAACGGGCACCCUGGUGGCCACCGUUAAGGAUUGUAACGCCCAGCUGGAGCAGCAGAGCGAGCUCGAGCUGGCCAAGCUAACGCCAUCGCAAAUUAAAACAAUGGAAAUGGAAAUCCAUGUCAAAGUACUCGAAAUCGAGCAGGCGCUUCAAACACAGCGCCAGAAGCUGGCGUCGUUCAGGAGAGAGCACUACAAGAAUGCCGAGUAUUAAACAAUAAAAAUACUGUCUAUAUAUGUUAUCUAUAAACGUUACUAACCUUAAAAGCAUUCUUAUUUUACCAAUGCCCAUCAUGACAACCCUUAUAUACAGAUAUACAGCAGUCAGUUCAUCUGAAAUAUUCCAUUUUGAUCGCCUUUUGAUCCUUGGUUUUUAUUGAACCAACAAAUUGUUUCCAGAAACCUAAUCUUAAAUUUUAAAAUGUUUUAUAUUGCACACUGUAGAUCGGAAAUAAAGUAACACCUAUUGCCAAAGAAAA
Messenger RNA from Drosophila kikkawai, 3867 nucleotides. It is a transcript of the gene Hip1, whose product is annotated as Huntingtin interacting protein 1. Gene Ontology annotation, biological process: actin filament organization; endocytosis; clathrin coat assembly. Lineage: Eukaryota; Metazoa; Arthropoda; Insecta; Diptera; Drosophilidae. The record is from RefSeq and is a predicted model, not a curated record. Gene Ontology annotation, molecular function: phosphatidylinositol-3,4-bisphosphate binding; actin filament binding; clathrin-cargo adaptor activity. Gene Ontology annotation, cellular component: clathrin-coated vesicle; actin cortical patch.